GAAGAGUUAAACUGACAAGUGACAUCUAUAAACUCUUCAUUCAAUACUGAAAACGAAAAUAAACUAAAAAAAUAUAAGUAACUGAGUGUAAUAAAUGCUGUAAUAUUUCUUUCACAAUAGGUAAUUCAUGGCGUAAAGUAUUUUUGCUGGUUAUUAUUUUCGUUAGCAGAAUCAUGGCUUGGCGAAGUCAUGGAGUAAACAAUGCUGAUAUGGUUCGAAAUUUACGAGCCAAUGGCAUCAUAAAAUCUGAUGCUGUAGCAAAUGCGAUGUUAGCUGUUGACCGAAAAAAUUACUGCCCUUCUGCUCCAUACCAUGAUUCACCGCAAACGAUUGGAUACUCAGCCACUAUAAGUGCUCCACACAUGCAUGCUCAUGCAUUGGAAAGGUUAAAGAACCAACUAAUACCAGGAGAAAAAGCAUUGGAUGUAGGAUCUGGUUCUGGCUACUUGACUGCUUGUAUGGCCAUGAUGGUCGGAGAAGCUGGACGAGUUGUUGGGAUAGAUCACAUAACUGAGCUUGUAACAUUGGCUACUAAAAACAUUCAGAAUGACAACCCCACACUGCUCACUUCUGAAAGGGUUAAGUUGGUUGGUAAUGGUGAUGGACGUCUAGGAUACCCAGCUGAUGGACCAUAUAAUGCUAUCCAUGUUGGAGCAGCUGCUCCUACUCUACCACAACCUUUGGUUGAUCAACUUAAACCUGGUGGCAGGCUUGUUGUACCUAUUGGUCCUGAGGGUGGUGAACAACAUUUGACUCAGGUUGACAAGGCAGCUGACGGCACAACUACCAUAAAAAAACUAAUGAGUGUUAUCUAUGUACCGCUGACUGACAAGGACCACCAAUAUCGUAUGAUGAGGAACUUUUUUGGAUUUUUAAGAAAAAAGCCCUGACUAGUUUUUAUUACUUUUAUUUUCUGCUGUUACUACUAUACUAUCCUUGUUAGAUCAUUUUGAUUUCAUAUAUAAGAGUAAGUUGUUUUUUUCAGGGAAAUGUUAUAUUAUUUGAUAAUAUCAAGUUGAAAAAUGGGCAUCAUAGAUGACAGUACCUAGUACAAUGGAAUAAAGUCAAACUUUUUAAUUAAUAUCGUUUUAAAGCUAUUAUCCUCAGAUUUCCGAUAAAAAAAGCAUUCAAUUAAUAAAACGCGACUGUUUAAAUUAAUAUAAGCAUCAGAUACUAGUUGAAACUGCUGAAAGUAUUUGUAACUUUGUUUUAGGUCCUUGGCGUUGAUAUUAUUUCCGAGUGAGAUCAUUAUUACUAUUGAUCGUAAGUGUAAUCUACCUUGAAAUAUUUAAGUAGACGAGUACACACCUUAUAUCCAAUGAUUUUAUUGUAUUGUUCACACCAUUGCUUCUUAAAUUAUUGUAUGGUUUAAAUAAUAAAUUAUUUACAUAUCACAAA
This is a messenger RNA of Helicoverpa zea (corn earworm), 1398 nucleotides long. RefSeq names its product protein-L-isoaspartate(D-aspartate) O-methyltransferase (gene Pcmt). Gene Ontology annotation, cellular component: cytoplasm. Lineage: Eukaryota; Metazoa; Arthropoda; Insecta; Lepidoptera; Noctuidae. Gene Ontology annotation, biological process: protein modification process. Bases 174 to 890 code for a protein of 238 amino acids. The transcript is spliced from 7 exons. Gene Ontology annotation, molecular function: protein-L-isoaspartate (D-aspartate) O-methyltransferase activity. The record is from RefSeq and is a predicted model, not a curated record.